AUGUACUAUGAUUGUAUAAGUGGCCAAUCUGUCCUAAAUCAAGGCCAUUGCCAUCCUCGACUAGUUAAAGUUAUGCAAGACCAAUGUCAACAAUUGACUUUAACAUCACGUGCAUUAUAUACAACUGCCUUGGGGGAAUAUGCAGAAUACUUAACUAAAUUAUUUGGAUAUCAGAAAAUGAUGCCUAUGAAUUCUGGAGUGGAAGCAGUCGAUACAGCUGUAAAAUUAGCAAGAAAAUGGGCUUAUGAAGUUAAAGGAGUUCCUCCAAACCAGGCAAAAAUAAUUUUUGCAAAAAAUAAUUUUCAUGGACGUUCGAUUUUUGCCUGCUCUGUGUCCACUGAUCCUCAAGUUUAUGAGAAUUUUGGGCCUUUUAUUCCCAAUAUAUUACAUGUGGAAUUUAAUGAUUUGAACGGAUUAGAGGUGAUUUUUGCUUAG
Meloidogyne enterolobii is the source of this 435-nucleotide messenger RNA. Lineage: Eukaryota; Metazoa; Nematoda; Chromadorea; Rhabditida; Meloidogynidae. The record is from the annotation of a GenBank genome assembly.